This is a messenger RNA of Paraglomus occultum, 1611 nucleotides long. NCBI's taxonomy places the organism in Eukaryota, Fungi, Glomeromycota, Glomeromycetes, Paraglomerales, Paraglomeraceae. The record is from the annotation of a GenBank genome assembly.
AUGGAUAGUCUUAAUAAUGACGUACGUCGAUAUAUGCUAUCACUGUUUGUUGAGAGAGAUGAUGCUUUGUGUUUGUUACGUCAAUUCCUAAUGCUGAAUAGGCAGUGGAGCACUCUUGCCGUGGAACAUCUGUAUAAAGACCCUUGGACAAGAUGGCAGCAUCAGUUUGUUAGUCAGCCAGUACGUGCUAAACAAUUAAUAGAUACAUUUAACAAAUGUCUACAAAACUACGAAGAAAAUAAUUCCACGUCGAUUGCUGUCGAUCGUCCACCCAGACGUCCUCGCCCCGACACCUACCUUGCAACUACUAACGAGUUUGAGAUUCCUCUCUGGGAUUAUGUAUCAAUGGUAAAAAACCUCCACGUACCUGCCCUGUACAAAUGUGUACAAAUCUGGAAUCAGCACACUCCAAACAUGAAUAAUUCACAAGAAUUUUUGUGCCGCAAGUUUAAUGACUUGUUCCAGGCCUUUGUCCAAAAAGCGCAAAUCAAAGAAUGCACAUUCGAAGAAUCAGCCGAGCCAUCAUCGUAUCCGCAUAUACCUGGACUGCUGACGUUUAUGGCAACUUCCCUUCGCGCUCGUCAUGUCGAUUUGAGAUAUCUAAAUCUGGGUUAUUUCGAAUGUACGGAUGAAGAUUUGAGAGUUCUUGCUGAUAAUUGUAAACAUCUCGAGACAUUUAAAAUACGUGCAACCAAAUGCAGCGAUGAGGCAUUGGCCAAUCUUAUCAGUUCACAAAAAAAACUGGUAAAACUGAAAAUAAGGCUUGCCAAUGAUAUAAAGUUGACCCUGGAGGCAAUCGGAUCCCAAUCUGCUUCGCUGGUAAAGUUGAGGAUAAUUGCCUGUAGAAUGAGUUCAUGCUCUGAACCGUUCGAAGGAAUAGGCGCAUGCAAGCAACUCAGAUCGUUGUAUAUCAGAAAUGCAAGAGAUUUCAGAACUAAUACGCCUACUUUGAUGAUGCCAAUCGCCAACAAUUGUGAGUUUCAUAAUGUCGAUUUCUCGGGUACAAAUAUUCCGGCUGUCGUAAUUGCGUCGAUAGCAGAAACAUCUAAAUUGACUCUACGCAGGGUUCACAUAAAUAGAGCUAAUAGUCAUUACGUUGGCGAAGACGACGAAUCAGGGACAGAACAAUUGCUCGACAUGUCUGUUGGCAUUAGAGCAUUGGGUGACCAUGCAAAAAACUUGGCUGAGUUUGAGCGCAACAUUCUUCCAAUUGAAGCUGAUGCAUUAAUCUACAUGUUGAGGUUAAUCGGACGUCAACUGCAUAGGUUGGAAAUUGGUUCCAGCGCCAUGGCAUCCAGGGAAUCGUCCGAUCUUGUUACAGCAAUCGGUCUUUAUUGUCCUAACAUAACCAGUCUUGACAUAUCAUGUUUUCUUUUUAGUGAAGGAGCAUUUUCAGAAAUACUAAGAAGAUGUAAGAAGCUGCAGGUGCUCUAUCUUCAUAACAUACCUAUUGUGAAUGAUACGUUAUUACGUAUGAUUAGGGAGGAAUUAGGAGGUACGCUAAAGGAUCUAUAUCUGAGCAAUCAUCGUGCAAGCGUAGAUGCAGUAGCGGAAUUGGACUCAAUAAUGGAAGUGAUUGAUGAAGGGCCUUACGAAGACGAAGAAUAUUAA